Kockovaella imperatae is the source of this 3216-nucleotide messenger RNA. Its product is annotated as high-temperature-induced dauer-formation protein-domain-containing protein. The transcript is spliced from 12 exons. Bases 114 to 3062 code for a protein of 982 amino acids. NCBI's taxonomy places the organism in Eukaryota, Fungi, Basidiomycota, Tremellomycetes, Tremellales, Cuniculitremaceae. The record is from RefSeq and is a predicted model, not a curated record. Gene Ontology annotation, cellular component: membrane; Golgi trans cisterna; Golgi medial cisterna.
CUUUGACCGCGAGCGACGUCGAGCAGGGGUAUCUGUCAGAUCGAAGUAGAGGCGAGGAUCACAGAGUCUGGACAACCUCAGGCCAGGGAUCGAGCGAGCUCUGCAUACUCACCAUGUUUCGCAAGCUUCCAGCACUACCGACGCUCAAGUCUCUGCCUCAAGCGAUUGGUCUCCCAUUUCUUUCAACCCAAGAAGAUGCUCAGCUCAGAUUCAAGUCAGAGAGCAGCGGUAUAAAAAGGCUCUAUGGAGAUGAGAUCAUUCCUGUAUCUGAUGUCGAAUAUUGGUCUCAAUUCUACAGCUUAUUUGGCAGUGCGGCCGAUGUCUACUCUCUUAUUUCGGUUCAAGACGUACGCCAAGCACUGACCAAUCAACCUACGAAUCUCGCCAACCUCAUUUCCAUCCUCUCCAGUCAUCUCUUCACACUUCUACCAUCCCCGCUGUUUCCCACUACCGCUAACAAUUCGUCUCCUCAGGAUCCUACUCGGCAAGCGCUGAACUGCCUCCGAGUUCUCGGAAGGAUCCUAGUGGUAGUGUAUGAAGCGGAAGCGGAUCAUCGGGAUGCCACAGCAACAGGAGCAGAUAGAGGUCAAAGUUUUGCACAAAAAUACUUGUGGUCUCGAGAUGCCGUGGAUCCGGUAUUAGCAGUAGAUGAGGCUUCAGCCAUCGCAGAGGGACGAGCGGAGAUAAAUGGUCAAUCCGAAUCGGACGCCGGCGAGCAAUUCAAGAUUGAAGAUUCAGAUAGCGAAGAGGAGAAAGAAUCAAUAGACGAGGGUGCUAGGGCAUUCAAAGCUACCGUCGGGAAGCCGCCGAAGACCGACUCCAAGCAGAUGGACGGACCCGUAGAUGAUCCUCUUUCGAGACCUGACGGCGACGCUGCUGCUAUCGAUGAAGAGGAACCGCUCAGACCCUGCCUGGUGGACAGGCUAUUCAGCUGCACCAUUGACCUGUUGUUCUGCGCUGGAUUCACGGUCCCAGAAAGCGUCAGAAGCCAGUCAAGUACACAGGAGAAAGUCAAUUAUGUGAUCUGGGAGAAGGGAGUUGGAAGUACCGUCAGCAUUGGAUCUAGUGCGGAUCUCGACCGGAACAAGUCUGAAGUUCUGAGAUUCCUCACGAUCCUCCUCUCAACGACCAUCUAUUCUCCUCCCAAUACUGUCUUGUCAACUCCAAAUCUCGCCUUGGAGCAUCUGACUCACUCGCUCGAACGGCGACUCGUCUUAUCACUCUUGUGCUCGUUCCUCAACACCUCGCUCACUCGGUCCAAAGCGAGCAGCACGAUCAGUAGUAUAGGCAAUCAAUUGCCCUACAACCACUUGAUAUCUAAAGCUGAGGAAGAGCGGAGGACACUGGUCAGAAGUUGUUUGACGACGCUGCUCGUCGCUUUGGAUUACCGGGUCCCAGAGAGCCAGACUCAGAUGGGAGAGGGCAAGGACGAGAACGCUUUCAGGUAUUUCGUCUCCAAGUUGCAUCGGAAGGAAGACUUCUCAUUCGUCCUUGGUGGGAUCACCGCUAUCCUGGAGGAGCAUUUGGCUAUACAAAAUGGCUUCUUACCCGGAAGUCAGAAGCCUAUACCCUAUAUCCUGGAGGCUUAUAUGCUCCUUUGGCGGAUGGUUGACCUGAACAAGCGAUUCCGGACGCACGUAUUUGACAGUGGCAAAGCGCCCGACGUCAUCGCUUGCAUCUUGCUCACCUGUCUCGAGAUGAAGGAAGAUCCCGCUCAUCAUGGUCUUUUGAGACUCUUGUCGUACCUGCUUCAAACACUGUCGGCGGAUUCAGCAUUCGCAGGAGCUCUGAAUCAGACGCCGCGAGUCGCCAUUCCCGCCAAAUGGGCCGUAUCUGGUAGUCUUGCGGACUUUUUCAUCGUCUCCAUAUACUCUAUCGCUACAACUCCCGGCUUGAACCCCUUGUUCCCUGCUUUGACCAUCAGCAUUGCCAAUGCCGCACCGUAUCUCCAGAACAUCGGGGUGCAGGCUUCGACGAGGCUUCUCCAGCUUUUCAAGGCGUUUUCCAGUCCAAACUUCCUACUGGCGGAUGAUGGACAUCCGCGGUUGGUGUAUUAUCUACUGGAGACGUUCAAUCACGUACUUUACCAUCAGCUGAAUGAGAAUCCACAUCUUGUCUAUGCGAUCCUACGAGCCCAUAACGAUUUCAACACUCUGGCGAACUUUACCUUGAUGUCUGGUCUUCGGGAGAUCAAGCGGCGGCAAGCCAUGAAGGCGAAAUUGGCGGCUGAGACGACUGCGGGAGAUACACGUCCUGGCAUCCGACGGACGAAUUCAGAGCUCGAGAUGCUCGCUGAAAAGGCUGCGUUGCUUGGCAAAGAGGAUGAGGAGCACGAGGACGAAGCUCGUUCAUCAUCCCGAGGCCAAUCUAGGCAGGCAUCUCCUCCACUCCCGAGCCCGCCUAUCGACUUGAGCGCCCCGCCGACCAUACACCCACUCACAACACCUGGUGACGGCCCAACAAUGGACCCUCUUUCCAGUACGCCUACCGUCGAAAUACCCGAGCCACCAUUUGCUCCAGUGUUGAGCGAGAAGGCCCGCGGCAAGAUGAGAGCCAGAGAUUCUAUCUCGUCCCUCACUAACCCAGAUUUGAGCGCGCCGGACGUGCCAGAUGAAGACCUACUGCGCAUUGCGGAGGCUGGAGUCGGUCAGGCUGGAGUCGGUCCUAAUGGAUUUGUUCCGACUCAGGAAUGGGUGUCGAGCUGGCAAAAAGGGCUGCCGUUAGACCCCGUACUCGUUGCUAUUUCCGAACUCCUGCCUAAGGUCCAAGAUACACAAUCCCGAACAGGCGCUCCCUCGUCUAAAGUCUUCAACAUUCUCAAGGGUGCUUCGAUAUCUGAAGUCUUACCUCCCAAUGGUCCCAUCGUUCCGAGGAAGUUUCAAUGGUCUUCCGCCUCGUGCAUCUGGUUGACGUCCCUUCUGUGGGGCGAUAUCUAUGUCGCUGGUCUCUCAGGAGGUAUAUGGCGAGAUACGAAGGUCAGGCUAUUUGGCGUCAAGCAGGCUCCUGUCAAAGGACGCGGGGCUCAGGUGGAGAGGAUGUUGAAGAGAUUGGGCGUAGCAUAAGUGUGGAGCAGGUCUCUCUUGGCGGUUGCUUCCAUGCAUCAUAUUGCUGCGUCUGAAUGGGCUUGGGGGAUGAUUCAACCUUAUUUGUUAUUUGCACAUCUGCGAAGUAUCCACGGAGCCAGGUCGCCUCAUAUCGAGACAGCUCGUCGCCGCG